ACCUCAAAGUUAGUAAACAAGAUCACUUCGGGAUUAGAAGGAUAUUGUGUAAGGUUAUUCGCAUAGAAUGGCAACAUGCCGAGCUAGGUUAUUCUGUGGUUUGAAUAUUCGUGGACUACACUGUUCCGUCAACAAGUGUACACCGCUGUCAGCAGUCAGGAAGCUGCACACAAACGGGCAAAAAUCGCGUGCCGAGCUUCCUCGACUUUCAAACCUUGUUCUACGCCAAAGACGCAGUGAUUGCCAAUUUUCUAGGAGUAUGUCGGGAUUUGUUGGAAAAGACAAGGACAUUGUCUUCAGACAAUUGCUUGAGUACAAGUCCUUUACAUAUUCCUAUCUUGUCGCGGAUCCAGACACAAAGGAAGCCAUCCUUAUUGACCCUGUCAUUGAAACAGUACCCAGAGAUAGCAAAAUAGUCAAGGACCUUGGACUCAACCUCAAAUACGCAAUUAAUACCCAUGUUCAUGCUGAUCACAUCACUGGCACAGGGUUCCUUAAGAAGCAGUUCCCGAUGUGCAAGAGUGCCAUCUCUGCCGCUAGUAAAGCUGGGGCAGACAUUAAGCUGAAAGAAGGGGAUAAGCUGACCUUUGGGAAAUACGAGCUUGAGGUCAGAAGUACUCCGGGCCACACUAAUGGUUGUAUCACUUAUGUGUGGCAUGAAAAAGAAAUGGCGUUCACAGGGGAUGCCCUCUUAGUGAGGGGCUGUGGACGGACAGAUUUUCAAGAAGGAAGUUCGGAGACUCUAUACAAUUCUGUACAUAACAAGAUCUUCUCUCUCCCUCCCAACUAUACACUGUACCCCGCUCAUGAUUACACAGGUCAAACUAGCACCACUGUUGAAGAGGAAAAGAUGAUGAAUCCACGCCUUACCAAAUCGAAGGAGGAAUUUGUAAAGAUAAUGAAAGAACUGAACUUGCCAUAUCCGAAACAAAUAGACAAAGCCUUGCCUGCCAAUUUAGUCUGUGGUUUGUACAAUCUUCCGGAGGAGUUCUCGAAGAGUUAGGCCACCAACACAUAGGGCUUCAGAAGCAAAGUUUGUACCGUACAGGCCAGUCAGGAGAACAGUCUGUGUCAGCUGUUUAUUUACACCAGUCCGUGAACUUUUUAAUUUUCAUUGGUUGAUUUAAGUUGAUGGGAUGAUUGAAUCACAUUCAACAGACUUUACACCAGUGUGUGUUAUUUUCUAAGAGUUUAACAUUUUACUUUACAGUAGAGCUAGAAUUAUGUACAAAGCUCCUUAAAUUAAGGCCUUUGAGGUUCUGUGUUAUGGUCUGUGAUAAAUUAUAAACUUACAAUUGAACAAGAAUUUUUUUUGAUUCUCAUCAAUUUUUAAAAUACAUUUAUUUAAAUGUCAAUUGUUAUAUUGUAUACAAAAAUGCAGUCUAAAGCAUCAUCUGGAUGUUAGUACAUUUUUUUCUGCAUGCUCCAGAUGUUAAAAAAUGAAGCUUAGCUUUGACAAAUCACCUGUUAACUGUUAAUCUUCGUUCUUUUAUAUUUGUAAUUUUGCAUUGACAAUAUAUAUAUAUUUUUUGUUUGCAUUGUGCAAUUCAUUCCGACAUAAUGAAUAUUCACCUACCAGUAUACUAUGUAUGUUGGUAAUAGAUGCUGUAAGCAGAAUAUUUUAUCUCUCAUUUUUAACAAUCAAUUUACCUCCAAAAUCAAAUUCAGGAAUUAUGCUUGCAAUUAAUGAUGAUUUCUACAUAAUGUAAAUUUUCAUUGCCAAAUGCACAAAUCCUUUCAUAAGCUACCGUUCUUAUAAAUAAUGUCAUGUAUACAGUGUGGUUUUUAUUGCAAUAUUUGUAAUACAAACUGAUAUAUUAUUAAAAAUUAAUUAUUCCAGUGUGGGUUUCUUGUAAUUUAUGUUCUUGGAAAUCCUUUUGUUGCCUUCCUUAAACAUGCCAGCUUUAAAAUAUUUCAGCAACCCCAAGUACAUUCAUCUUCCCAAAAUUUAUAUACAUGUAUAUGUAAUAUUAUGACUAUGAAAGAUUCAAUUAGAGAAAAACAUCAACUAGUAUUUGGAUCUGUAAAAAUUUAUUAAAUUAACUCAUUACUUAAAAAAAAACACAAACCCCUUCCCCCCUCUCUCUCUCUCUCUCUCUCUCUCUCUCUCUCUCUCUCAUAUUUACAAUCAAAAAUGCAAAUUCACUAAAUAUUCCCAUUUACUCUUGAGUUAAUUGACUCGUAUACUUUUUCAAACAGAUGCUGAUUAACUGAAGAAUUGCACAGGAUGUGUUUCUUUGUUGAAAACAUAACUUUGGGAAAUGUAUGCCUACAUAGUAGUUAAUGUAAUUAACAACCAAAUUAGAGUUAAAAAUUAUGCAAAUGGACACUUAAUCAACAUGUAAAAGGUUUGGAGGAACUUUACAUCUCUUUUGAAGGUUGAGGAUGCCUUUAGAAUCCA
Messenger RNA from Magallana angulata, 2401 nucleotides. RefSeq names its product persulfide dioxygenase ETHE1, mitochondrial-like. Gene Ontology annotation, biological process: hydrogen sulfide metabolic process; glutathione metabolic process. The coding region runs from base 68 to 1003 and encodes 311 amino acids. Gene Ontology annotation, molecular function: sulfur dioxygenase activity. The transcript has 7 exons. NCBI's taxonomy places the organism in Eukaryota, Metazoa, Mollusca, Bivalvia, Ostreida, Ostreidae. The record is from RefSeq and is a predicted model, not a curated record.